Heterocephalus glaber (naked mole-rat) is the source of this 6350-nucleotide messenger RNA. NCBI's taxonomy places the organism in Eukaryota, Metazoa, Chordata, Mammalia, Rodentia, Bathyergidae. The record is from RefSeq and is a predicted model, not a curated record.
UACCGGACUUCCGGUCCCAGAACUACAACUGAGUUUUGGACUUCCGUACAGCUCUUGGACCUCAGGAGCCCCAUCAGGGGGGCCCAGGACCUCACGGUGAGCAGGCGGGGCGCGGGAGGCCAAAGGAGCCUGGCUGGGUAGCUGGUUGGAAGCUGAUGUGGGAAGUAGCCUCCGGCUUCGUCCCGCAUUUCUGAUUGUCCCUACCGCUCUAAUCUGGGCGCUGCCCGCCACCCGGCCGAGCCAAGCAGGCAACCUCAGCGCUGCACACCGGGAGCCCAGCGUGGUGUCUGGCACAGAGGAGGCUCCUAGGAAGAUGGCAGAGGGAAUGGGUGAAUGAAUAAAUGAUCAUUGAGUAGAGGAACGGGUUAUCCUAAGCUACUACCGUGUCCGGGAACGAACGCCUGGGGCUUGGAAAUCUUAGACCCGUUGCGAACCCCUGAACCCUGCUGUCCGGAAGCUCAGAAACUUAUCGAGGAACCGUUUUCAUCAUGUGAAACGCCCCGAGUGGGAAGUCUCGAGGCCUAGGUUAUAAUUCAGGUGGGUACAGAGCUUGUUUCUUGCUCCCUGAAGUUGGACUGUCUAGUAGUCCAUGCCUUGUUUUCUUCAUAAGGCUUCAUUGACAGCACAUACGUGAUCGCUUAUAAAUACGGACAUUAAUGUCUUCCAAGGAAAUGCUAGUAUCCAUCGUACACCAAACAUUUAACAUAGUUCAGGGCAAGGCUAUGUAUAGCACCAGUGGUUUGUGGUCUGCAAAAGGGAAGAUGUGUAUGUGAGGUGGAAGUGCUGGAAGAUGUGUAGAUCAGCAGGUUUUGGUGAUAAUUUUUAAACUACAUCUCUUGAGCACUUUGAAGCGGUUUGUUUGAAGCGGUUGUGCUAAUUUACAUAAUUUCACAGUAGCAUGUCUAAUUUUUAAGCAAGGAAAGGAGUUACACAGAAUAAAUAACUUGUCCAAGGGUACAUUGCUAUUAACUUACCCAAGGCUGCAGAAAAAAAUAGAUACAAUGUGCUACUACAACCUGAGUGUAUUAUAAUCCAAGAAUGGCUUCAGAGAUUAGUACAUUUCAGUGUGGUCUUAAUGAAUAGUUUCAAUGACGUGAAAACCCCCACCUAACUUGUCUAUUGAGGGAUAAGAAGGUGGCAGUGGGAGACAAUUUACAAGGUAUGAGAAGGAAGCCAGUUCACUAUUAGGUUACCAGGAUGAGGCUAUUAAAAUCUUCUUUCUUUUUUGCCCGUCACCAAAAUACCUGUCUCCUCAGAUUGGUGAGAUCUUGAAAUCACUCAGUCAGGUUAUUCCAUAUUAGGCAUUGGUAGAGGGGCUUGUGCAUUCCUUGGGAAGCAUAUAAACCUGGCCUUAGCCAACUAUGACCCUUUGAUGAAAUUUGGUCCACUACCUUUUUUUUUUUUUUUGUACCGGGGAUUGAACUCAGGUCCUUGCGCUUGUGCAGCAGGUGGCAAAACCACUGAGUUAAAUCUCCAGCCCCUUCACUACUUUUUAAAGAAAAACUAUCUUAGUGUACCACAGCCAAGCUUAUUCAUUUACACAUUGUCUAUUUCUGUUUUCAAAUUACAAAAAGAAAGUUGAGCAGUUGCAACAAAGAGAAAGAUCUUUUAGCCCAUGAAAUCUAAAAUGUUUACUUUCUUUACAGAAAAUGUGCGCUUCUCCUUCUCUUAGAGGAACUGUUAAUCGAUGGUUCAUGAUUAGAGAAGAGUGCCAUCACCUACGUCUUUCCUGUACAGUCGACAGGCACAGGCCGGGAUGAGAGGCACUACGGACCCUUUGGAUGUAUUCAGCAGGUCCUUCCUGUUUCCAGCCUUUGAGGUCUGGACCCAGGUAAACCACCUCUCUGUCUUCCCUUUUCCUUGUACUAAAGCUGCUAGUUGUGCUUCUCAACUCUGCAUUGUACAGAGAGGUAUUUUGGAAUGAACAGUUGUGAUUUUGGCAUUUGAAACUGCAGAGUAUGCAGAAAUUCUCUGUACUAUUUUUGCAACUUUUUGUAAAUCAAAGUGUAUUUGUUUUCAGCCACAGCAUAUGUCCUCAUAUUGAGCAAAACAGUGUAACUGAUACAACAUCAAGAAGAAAGGACAAUGAGUAUAGCUGUAGUUUGUAUCAGAUAGAGAGGUCCCUAGGUGCUGCAAUCCCGCCUAGAAGUAAAUGCACCAGCCUUCCAGGGAGGCUAUUCUCUCAUGCAGCUUUCAUUAUAAUAACUGACUGAAUGGCUUUUACUAUAUAUUGUACAGGGUGCACUAAUUGCCAUGGAUAUUUCUAUGCAUUUAGUUGUCCUCAUUCUAAAUUUAAAAUAGUUGGAUGUAUUUAUCAAGUGCUUGAUUGUUGGAAAGUAUGUCUAUGUGAGCCUGCCUCUUCUUACACAGCUGACAAGUGGGGUUUGUGAACUUAGGAGUGGCACAUCAGCCCUGAUUUUUGCUGACAGAGAAAUGUUGCUAUCAUGAGAGGGCUUGUGAUUUUGAACAUCUGAAGUAUUUUCCAAUCGAAGCAAAGAGAAGAUUUGUGGAUGUUGAAAAUGCAAGGAGCUGAAGCCAGAAUGACUGAAAGGGAGACUUCCCGAGAUUGGAGUAACAAGCGUGCUCUAGAGCAUGAUGUAUCUGAAAAUGGUUCACCACGGAUCAUAGCAAAGAGACUCCAAGAAGAUGAAUACCAGGAUUUUACACUUGAAGGAAAGCACAGCUGUGAGGGCAUGAAGGAGAACACUCUCAGAGAAGUUCCUGGGCCAUGCCUUUUUCAGAAAGGAAGCUUUGGAGGAAUAACCUUCAUCCACAAAAAUGCACACUCUGAAAUGAUCAGUCAAGAGUAUAACAUUACGAAGAGCUUGCUUUUGACCUCAAGCCUUGUUACACAUCUCAGGGUGUCUACAGAAGGGAGCCUGCAUCAGUGGGAAGCAGGUGACGUACAUGCCAAUGAGAUAUCCAACCAAAGUAAAUGUGUGACUUUUUCCACACAGGAAAAAGCCUGGAAAUGUCAUGAGUGUGGGAAGAGCUUCACUCAGAGCUCGUCCCUCACCCAACACCAGAGGACUCACAGUGGAGAGAGGCCCUACACAUGUGCAGAAUGUGGGAGAGCAUUUAGUUGCAGUUCAUUUCUUGUUCAGCAUCAAAGAAUUCACACCGGAGUGAAACCAUAUGAGUGCAAACAGUGUGGGAAAACAUUUCGAUGCCGAUCAUUUCUUACUCAGCAUCAGAGAAUCCACACUGGGGAGAAGCCUUAUAAGUGUACCGAGUGUGGGAAUUCUUUCUGCAGUCAUUCACAUCUCACUGAACACCAGAGAAUUCACAGUGGAGAGAAGCCAUAUAAAUGUGACAGAUGUGAAAAGGCAUUCCACCAGAACACACAUCUUGUUCACCACCAGAGGAUUCACACUGGUGAGAAGCCUUAUUUGUGCAACGACUGUGGCUCUUCUUUUCGCAAGCACUCAAACCUUACCCAGCAUCAGAGAAUUCACACUGGGGAAAAACCUCAUCAGUGUGAUGAAUGUGGGAAAACCUUCCAAACAAAGGCAAACCUGUCUCAGCAUCAGAGAAUUCAUACUGGAGAGAAGCCCUACAAGUGUAAGGAAUGUGGCAAGGCCUUCUGUCAGAGCCCAUCUCUCAUUAAACACCAGCGAAUCCACACUGGUGAAAAACCUUAUAAAUGUAAGGAAUGUGGCAAAGCUUUUACCCAGAGCACCCCGCUCACCAAGCAUCAGAGAAUCCACACCGGGGAGAGACCGUACAAGUGCAGUGAAUGUGGCAAAGCAUUCAUUCAGAGCAUUUGCCUCAUUCGCCAUCAGAGAAGUCACACUGGAGAAAAACCCUACAGAUGCAAUGAAUGUGGCAAGGGCUUCAACCAGAAUACCUGCCUCACACAGCACAUGAGGAUUCAUACUGGAGAGAAGCCCUACAAGUGUAAGGAAUGUGGGAAAGCCUUUGCACAUAGCUCUUCUCUUACUGAACAUCACCGGACUCACACUGGUGAGAAGCUGUAUAAAUGUAGUGAGUGUGAGAAAACCUUCCGUAAGUAUGCACACCUGAGUGAGCACUACAGAAUUCACACUGGCGAGAAGCCUUAUGAAUGCAUUGAAUGUGGAAAGUUUUUCAGACACAGUUCAGUUCUUUUCAGACACCAGAAACUUCACAGUGGUGAAUGAUUCUGGCACAUAGGUUGUGACAGUUCCUCUUGAGAGAGUGACUAGUAACCUGGCUGGGAGGAGAGGGCCAGGAGGAGAAGCAUGAAGGAUGCUUGGCUGCUCUACUCUGAGGGGUAUACUCCAGAAAUGGGGGUGGGGCUAGGAUAAUACAGAGCCGACUCCAAGUGGACACAGGAAUAUGGGGUAGAAAGGAAAUUCUAACUUUUCAGAUAAGCUUUGUGCCACCAGUCCUGCCUCUCCAUGACUCAAGUCAUUUGUAAGUUAGCAUUUGUGCUUCUCCCAAACUCCUAACCACCUCUCUGACCUUGCUACCUGUAUGCAUCGGAUGGGGAGGGGGUAUGGUCCCUUUCCAAACAGUGUUCGGGUAGCAACAGUUCUGAUACAGGGUUGAGCUAGAGGUAGCUUCCAGAUGCUUAUAGCUUCUUGAACAUACCCAUGUAGGGAGGGUCUGACCUGGGGGAGUGAUCCUGUGAAGGGCAGACAGAAAGAAGUGGAAAACUGUAUUCAUUCAUUCAACAAGGGGAUGGUGGCAAGACCUAGCUUGCUCUAUCCAUGUCCACGUGAAAAAGGCUUGUAUCAGGGUGAGGGAAACCUUUCUGGUUUUCCUUUCAAUCUUAUGGUUCAGUUGGGCUAAGAAGGAAGUAGGAGGUCAAGAGUUUGCCAUUUUCUGGGAAGGCCAAACUGCCUAUAGAGGGUACAGAGGAAAUCCUAGCUGUGUCAUAGAAGAACACUGACUUACCCAGGGGAGGUAUGGUCUCUGGUACAUGGCUGGUGAUAAGAGGCAUCAGAGCUGAGAACCUGCAUGUGACUGUGCAGGGCACAUAGAAAACAAAACCUUGCUGUAGCCUCAGGUGUACACACAUGACUUGAAGCUUGGUCAGGCCCUGGUUCACAGGGACCUACCUAAACUAACUGUCCUACCAAAAGGUGAAAGCAUUAGUGAAGAGGGAGGACUGCCUGUCAGGCUCCCUGGAGUUUGGGGGCUGUGGGGCUGGUCCUUAAUAGAGUGUUGACAUUCAUCAUGGAAUUGUGGGGGAAAGUGUUCUGAAGAAAAUGACCUGUAGGGCUGGGGAUUUAGCUCAGUGUUUUCGCUGCCUGCUGUGCAAGCGCAAGGACCCAAGUUUGAUCCCCGGUACCAAAAAAAAAAAGAAAAAAGAAAAUGACUUGUGUCAACUUUCCAAAAAUCAAGAUAGCACAGGUCUCUACUGACUGUGGUCAUAUUUUAUUUUGAGAAAAACAACUGUUUUCUUAAUGUCCACAGCCCCUUUCAUGCUUUUGGGGGUUUUUUUUGGGGGGGGGGUACCUGGGAUCAGGACCUUGCACUUAUAAGGCAGGCAGCAGAACCACUGAGCUAAAUCCCCAGCCCUCCUUUCAGGUUCUUAUCUAGCACCCAGAAGUUGAGCUCCAGAAAGGAGGAGAGCCUUUGACCAGUACAGUGGUGCCUCGGAUUCCAAACUUAAUUUGUCCUACAAUUUUGGAAAAGAUGGCCACAUUUGUAUUCGUGUGGGAAAGAUGGCCACAGUUGUGUUUGUCACCCAAUGCAGAGUUUGCGAACAAAAACAAAAUUUUGCCAAGUGCUUUUUUCUGCAAACCAAAUUGUUUACAAACAAAAGCAUUCAUGAACUGAGGUACCACUGUAUUUGGAAUAGUUACUAAGCUCUGAAGCAUAUAUAGUUUUAAAAUAUGACUGUUACAAACAACUAAAAUAGGCUGGGGAUUUGGCUCAGUGGCACUGUGCCUGCCUUGCAAGUGCAAGCUCCUGAGUUUGAUCCCCAGUACCAAAAAAACCCUAAAAUAAGUUGAUUCUAGAAGACCUGGUUAUUUGGAACACAGCACUUAUUUUUCUAGCACAUCUGUCCUCUAAGCAUUGGUUUGGGCCAGUGAUGGUCACUUGUGGGAAUGUGGAAGAAAUAAUGCAUUUACUUUCCCGUCUCUAGCAUGAGGAUGGUGUUCUCAAAACCUGCCACAGAGGAAUUUGUAAUUGAGGAAAUUAUUACCUUAUUGACAGAAAUGCCCCUAGGAAAUCUACCUGAGUAUUUUAUAUUCAUGAAAAUAUAUUAAAAUGUCAAUGAGUUUAUACUUUCUAAAUGAAAAUAACACUACAGAAUUAAUUCCUGGCACAAAGUAAAUGUUCAAUAAAUAUUUGGUGAAUUAAUAUAUUUUAAAUCUAUCUUUGCCUUCUAAAAUAAAGGACAUCCUGAUGUGUAGGUA